AUGGCAAGUCCGCGGCACCCGCUGUCGGUGCGCGCCGUGGCCCUGGUGCAGACCGGAAGGCUCCAGACCUUCGUCUUCUCCGUGCGCUGGUCAGAAGGCGGCGACACUUUUGUCCGCAGGAGUCACGAUGAGUUCAGGAAACUUCAGAAGACCCUUCAGGAGAAUUUCCCCGUGGAGGCUGGCGUGCUGCGCAGAGCGGAUUGCGUUCUCCCCAAGCUUCCAGACGUGCCGCUCUUGGCGCGCGGGGGGCGCACGGGCCGCGGGCUGGCGCGCCUGCGGCUCCUGGAAGUCUAUGCCCAGACGCUGCUGACGGCCGCGGAGCGCGUGUCCCGCAGCCCAGCGCUCACUGGCUUUUUCGCACCGCAACCCCUGGACCUGGAGCCCGCGCUGCCACCCGGCAGCCGGGUGAUCCUGCCGGUCCCUGAGGAGCCUCUGCCCGGCCCCACCGGCAGCCUCAACAUCCGCAGACUGGAGACCCAGAGACUUCACUGCCUGCAACCCUACAGCACCCAGGACACGCAGGGCCGACCCUUCCACGUGCGGGCCCAGGCGGCCCUGGACGUGUUGCUACGACACCCCUCAGGCUGGUGGCUGGUGGAAAACGAGGAGCAGCAGACGGCCUGGUUUCCGGCUCCCUACCUGGAAGUGGCGGCCCCAGGCCAGGACGGAGGCCUGCCGCUGGGGAGCAGCGGGCUGCAGUACUGUGCUUCCCGCGCCUACGAGGGCUGCGGCGCGCAGGAGCUAUCUGUGCCCGCGGGAGCGCGCGUGCGCGUGUUGGAGACCUCAGAUCGCGGCUGGUGGAUGUGCAGGUAUGGCGGCCGAGCCGGCCUCCUGCCAGCGCUGGUGCUGCAGCCCGACUGGCUGGGCGCGCUCGUGGGCGGGGCUGUCGGCGGGGAAGACGGCGCAGGCCACACCCCCGAACCGCUCCCGGCCCGGCCCCCACCGGUGCCCGCCCGGCCCCCCGGAGCGCUGUUGAGUCGCUGCAGCACCGUCACCCACGGGGCACUGGCGCAGUACCAAGGGGGCUGCUGGAAGGUGUGCGGAACCCGGUGGAGGGCUGGCGCUUGUAGCUGGGCGAAGAGGGCAGCGGCCCUAGGCCAUGCUGCGGAAGUGCCUGGGAUCCGGCCCGCGCAGCUCAGAGGAGGAUGGCAGCCUUGCUUGAAAAAGAGCAGGAGAUCCCACCCCAAGGGCUUACUGGGGCGUUGA
Orycteropus afer afer is the source of this 1206-nucleotide messenger RNA. It is a transcript of the gene NOXO1, whose product is annotated as NADPH oxidase organizer 1. Lineage: Eukaryota; Metazoa; Chordata; Mammalia; Tubulidentata; Orycteropodidae. Gene Ontology annotation, biological process: superoxide anion generation. Gene Ontology annotation, molecular function: superoxide-generating NADPH oxidase activator activity; protein binding; phosphatidylinositol binding. The record is from RefSeq and is a predicted model, not a curated record.